AGUAUCUCAAUUUCAAGUAGAAAUACUUAAUUUGCUUCAAAACCCCGACAAUUUCUUUAAGUUACACUUGCUUUCUCUUUCUUUCUCUCCUUCUUUACGCAAUGGCAGAUACUCUUAAAGACAUACCUGAGUUCUUUGAGUGUGAGCUUGGUGAGUCUAUUGUUUCUCGCACUGAAGCUCUAGGUUCCUUUCGAGAACUUGGUCCUCCUGACUUGUGCCAUAUCAUUAAAAUUAACGCGAAACCUGGUGUAAAAGAGAUUGGUAGUUAUCAUUAUAUUUCUGGAGUUGAUGCUUCUUCCUCUGCCUCUUUAGCUGCUUAUUUGAACUCACUCACUUAUUCUAUGGACGAGACACAAUCAUGGUUUACGAAGUCUAAUUCGUGGCGCAUUCGAUCCGGUAUCUAUUGUUGCUACAAUGCAUUUUCUCGAGUCGAUAUUCGUGUAGAAGUAAAGAUCCCUGGUGGUGUCGAGACUUAUUAUGUUGAUGUGCGUGGUGAAAGGCAUGAAGCUACGACUGAAAUGUGGCAAGAAACUUAUGUAUCGGCUGUCUUGAGAGCAAUUUUAUACUCAGAUGAUAGUUAUUAUCGUUUAGCAGGCUAUCGAAAAAUUGAUCCCAUCACCAAUAUUAGUGCAGAAACUCGAUUUUUGGAAGCAGUUGAAGCUUUGUUUUGGAAAGGAUGGCAAUUAGGAAGCAAACCGGAAAUUCAGGUGGCAACAUCAGUGCAUAAUCAUUUGACAGAUGGUAUUAUGAAAUACUUUGAAGAUAGUUUUCGAUACGGUCCUGCUAUAGAGCUAUUUAAAAAACUUCACAAAAAAGAUCCUGAAGUAGGUGCUCUUUUAGCGAAAGCAUUUGUGGGUCAGCAUGAAGAAAUCAAAGCAGUCAAGGUUUUGUACGAAGAUCUCAAAUUGGUUCCUACCAGCUUUCCCUUAUUACAUACGCAAGUAGACUUUUUACGUAGCAAGGGUGAACAUCAAAUGGCUUUAAAAUUGGCUAAAUAUGCAGUAGAUACUACACCAUCUGAAUAUUUGACCUGGGCAAAAUUAACAGAAGUAUACAUUGAUCUAAAAGACUAUAAAAAUGCUCUUUUGACUUUAAAUUCAUGUCCCAUGUUUACUUACAGUGAACGCGAUAUGCAUCGUAUGCCUCCUCCUCAAAAAACACAUUUACCCAUCAAACCCGAAAUUGUUAGCUCCGGUAUCAUGGAAGAAGAUGCAGCAGGACGAGAAUCUGAGGCUGACCCUACUAUCUCAAGACUUCCUGCUCCUGCACUUCAUGGUACUUUUGCCAGAGCUUAUUCGCUCUUGACUAAACUCGUGAGUGCCCUGGGAUGGGACGAGCUCCUGAGAUAUCGCUCUGAGGUGUUUGUCAUGGAAGAAGAGUAUCGAAAGCACAAAGAAAAAGAAGAAUACCGAAAAAGUGCAGCAGCACUUAAUCCUGAAGAAGUAGCCAAAAAGUUGCAAGAAGCAAGCAUUCAGAAUAACGAACUCGAGAUACCUAAACAAGCUGCUGAAGACGAAAAUCCUAAUGCAGAACAGGAGGUGACCUUGUCAUUCGGUAACAAGCGGUUAUGUGAGCGAUGGUUAGAUAAUCUGUUUAUGGUGUUGUAUGAAGAUCUGAGAAUCUACACACAUUGGAGAACAGAAUCAGCACAUUACAAGAUGCAGAAAUUGGCAUAUAGAAAGACGGGCACAGAGUGGGAAUUGCUGGGUGAUCUCUCUCUUCGAUUAUGGCAUGAGAAAGAAGCAAAAGAAGCAUAUGAGCUUUGCUUAGAUCAUAAAUUUUCUGCAAAAGCAUGGAUGAAAUUACUACAAAUCUAUGCCAAAGAAGGAAACUCACAAAAAGCACUGUUGGCAGCUGUCAAAUUGACAGUCUAUCAUGAGAGGUGGUACCAUGAAAUUGUGUAUCCUACUGAAAUUGCCUGCAAUUUGAAUACAUUGAUUCGAAAGGCAGGGUUAUCUAAAAUGCAAAACAUUUUAACUUCAAUGAACUUGCCAAAACCGGUACAGAAACUUAUGACACGAUACUUUAACUAUGGUACAUUGUUCCAAGUAGAGGGCUAUGAUGCUUAG
Molecule: messenger RNA, 2069 nt
Organism: Gilbertella persicaria
Lineage: Eukaryota; Fungi; Mucoromycota; Mucoromycetes; Mucorales; Choanephoraceae
Product: Chs5p-Arf1p-binding proteins-domain-containing protein
Exons: 12
Coding region: 102-2069 (655 amino acids)
Biological process (GO): Golgi to plasma membrane transport
Cellular component (GO): exomer complex
Molecular function (GO): protein binding
Source: RefSeq, a predicted model, not a curated record